This is a messenger RNA of Mustela erminea (ermine), 1412 nucleotides long. RefSeq lists its product as uncharacterized. NCBI's taxonomy places the organism in Eukaryota, Metazoa, Chordata, Mammalia, Carnivora, Mustelidae. The record is from RefSeq and is a predicted model, not a curated record. The transcript is spliced from 6 exons. Bases 1 to 675 code for a protein of 224 amino acids.
AUGGGCUCUGUCAGCCCCUCAGGAGUGAAAGAGCAGAGGCUAGUGUCCUGGGCUCACGGCCAACAGAAGAAGGCAGGAGAGGCUGAUUUGCAGAGCUGCUGCAGAGCUGGGAUUACCGUCCAGGUUCUUCGUUCAGAGGCCAAAGCAGAACCCAAGUCAAAGCUGAUUAGAGAACGAGAGACGACACACAGGGCUCUGCGCACAGACUCUGGGAGGAAAGAAGGCACAGAAAGAGCAACCAGGACUUGGAGCGCUGGGUUGGGAGGUGGUGGCGGUGACCUGCCUUGGGACCUGCUCCACUUCUGGGCUCAAUACCCAGCGAGGGCCGCUCCAGCCCUGGAUGCCACGCUCUCUCUGCCUCCAAAACCAAGGGUGUGUGGUCUGUUCAUCAUCGUCGCCCCGCGGCUUUGGGAGAGGCGCCCUCCUGCUCUAGGAACCAAAGUGACUCAAGGGGAGGGGGCAGCUGGAAGUAGAGGGAAGCACAUUCCAUGGGAGAUCCGAUCAGAAAUAGCCCCAAACCCUGACCGUCCAGCCCCUGCUCUGCGCCUGGCCUGCCCAUUGUGUAAACAAGGUAAGGCUGAACCAAGUCUCAGGCGUUUCCAUUCACACACUGGACUCGGUGCAGAUUUUAUCUGCGGCGAGGACAUGGAUGGCGCUGGAGAGUUAUCACACUAAAUGAAGUAAGUCAGAGAAAGACAAAUACGCUAUGAUGUCACUCAUAGGUAGAACUGAAGAAACAAACGAACAAAGGAAAAAAAGAGAGAGACAAACCAAGAAAUAGACUAACUAGAGAGAACAAACUGAUGGUUCCCCCUGCAGAGGGGGCGGGGGAGAACAGGGGAUGUGGAUGAGGGAGUGCCCUGAUGAGCACUGAGCGACGUGUGUUAGUGUGAAAUCACUCAAUGGCACACCCGAAACUAACAGAACACUGUACGCUAACUAUACGGAACUAAAAUAAAGAUUUCAUCCGCAGUCAAAUGCACCUGAGCCCAGACUCCUCUCCUUUCUCCACCUCCUUUUCUGGACGCUCUUAAGAUUUUGCCCAGUAAGUGGAUAAAACGGCUUCCUCCUUGCAUCUCACUCUAGUUCUCCAAGAUCACCCCUGUUCUCAGGCCCAGCCCGCUCCCAACUCCCCCUUCCCUUUUGGCCCCAUGACGGCGGCUGGGGCACGCGCUGCAGCCUGGGCUCCCCGAUGCCAGCUCCAGGUGGUGUGCUAGUGGCACAAGCCUCCCCGGCAUGUCAGGAAAUGGGCCCAACAACCAGAGACGUCCCCCUGGCGCAGGCGCUCACAGGCGCUCACCGGCCACGCCGAGGCGAGCCGGGCGGGGCCGGGAGGAGCGGGGGAGCCAGGCAGAGCUCCAACGAGCGCCGCCGGGGCCCCAGCCGGGAUCGGGAUAGGGAGGCCGCCAGUC